Molecule: messenger RNA, 306 nt
Organism: Linnemannia hyalina
Lineage: Eukaryota; Fungi; Mortierellomycota; Mortierellomycetes; Mortierellales; Mortierellaceae
Source: the annotation of a GenBank genome assembly
AUGCGUCUCUCUAUCGCCUCCAUCGCCUUGCUCAUGGCCACGGCCCUCGGUAUCUCUGCUAAAGACAGCGAGGUUGCUUUCGGCAUCUGCACAUGCUUCAACCCCAAGUUCGACGCCUCGUGCUGCAUGAUUGCCAAAGGCUUCAUGAUGAACGACGGCAACGUGUGCGAUACACCUGACGCCAAGGGCUCCAUCACAAAGUAUGAAUCCUGCUGCACCCGCUCCGGUGGCCGAUACAAAUGCAAGACUGGUUACCGCGACCCCAAGCACUGGCCCCCAGCGGACACGUACGGCUGCAAAGCUUAA